CUCCUUGACAGAUAACCUUGGUGUUUACAUCUGUAAACAAAAAGGAUCUCCUCAGGAUAUCUACGUUUCUGAUUGUUUAGCUAUGAAAUUCAAAACGUUGAACGUGGACGAGUUGGCAAAUGUAAUGAGACAUCAGAAGUGACCUGACCUUCAUGACCACCAGGACUCCUAAAGAGGCCAUACUGAUGGAUAAGAUGUUCAAAUUUCUUCAAAAGCACAGACUGGAGCCCUACUAUAAAAAAUUUCUCACUUUUGGUGUCAAAGAUGAGAGCGAUUUCAUUGAUGGCGUAAAUGGUGAAGAUUUAGACAAAAUGGGUUUAAGUCAAUUAGAGAAGAUUCGCUUUGAAAAAAUGAAAGAUUCCAUCCGAAGACUCAGAGCGCCACAGCAAGCGAUGCCUGUACAAAAAUCAAUGGAGGCUUUUAAUCUGCAGUACACAUACCCCCACUGUCCUGAGCUAAAAGAGAUCAGAGACAUGGAUCCUGCUACCAACACCGUUGAAGACCUGAUGCUAAGGAUCUGCCACCAAGAGGGCAUUGAGAACUCUAAAGCUGUGUGCCUCUACACCAUUGAGGGAAUGCCUCUAACUGAUGAUCCUUUCUUCAACACAUGGUCUUUGAAAGACAGGCACAUUCAAAAUGGAAGUAAGCUUUAUGCCAUGUUUACACCCAGGGAGAACCUGAAGCAAGCCCCCCAAACGCCACAGCGAGAGAUGAAUGACAUUAUAGGAGAGGAUAAUGUUCGAUGCCACAUCAUGCUCAAGGGAGACUUUGAGGUGAAGGUGGACUUGGCAAGUGACACACUACGAGAUCUGAGACAGAAGCUCUCUGAUGAAAGUGGAAUCCCAGCACAUGUCCUCCAUUACAAAUGUGAACGUGGUGGAGUUGGACGGACUUUGCUAGAUUGUGGAAUCAAUGAGGAGUCAACUGUGGUCUUUUCUCUGUCCUCCUUCCCUGAUGAGCGUCCAGACAUUAAGGAAUUCUACUUCAAUGAUGUCGUUCCCUCAGUGCAACAAUCCCAGAAAGGACUCAGUGCUUUCUUUUCUUCACUUUAUGCCAUUAACGAUAAACAUUAUGGAGAGGGAAUGAACAAAGUGAUUGCAUACAUUCGAAAGCUCAGUGGAUGCAAUCCUCUGGCGCAAAGUUUGUAUCAGCUGUUGUGCAGAAAUGAGAUUGGAACAACGACCCAGAAGGUUGCCAUCGUUGAAGGAUUGUACAAUCUCUUCAGAGAGCUGUUGCCAAGCCUCCACAAAAGAAGAGGUGACAAAAUCAUUGAAGACUCAGAUGUUUUUGAGAAUGCACCAGUGUGCUGGGCCUACCUGCUAUCUGAAGCAAAGAAAGAGAGUUCACAACAUGAGGUCUAUGCACCGAUAGUCUUGAACUCUCAACCUGGAGAACGUUUCUGCGACCCAGUUCGAGUACCUGGGUUACCAGAUGUCUUUGAGAGAGAGUAUGUUCUGCAGAAAAUCAAAGAUGGAGAGAAAAUCCCAAACUGCUCUGUGGAGAUCCUGACAGAGAAUGCAAUGUCUAGAGCCUCUGAUGUUGAAAAGAUUUUACUCAGCCUACCUCCAUCCAUCAAGACGUUCCCUGUUUGGAUUUCGUAUGGACGUGUAACUGGUCAAAACUUUCAGAUCAAUCUAGAAGGGACAUUUACAGAGAUGACUAAAGAAUUGAAAGCAUACCCUCAUCUGACGGUCACUCCACCACUGCUGUUGAAGGAUUUAGGAGUGAAUGGGCCACGUCUCGUCCUUUUGAAAGAAGAUAACCUUGGUGUUUACAUCGGUAAACAAAAAGGAUCUCCUCAGGAUAUCAAGGUUUUUGAUUGCUUAGCUGGGAAAUGCAAAACAUUUAAUGUGGACGAGUUGGCUCAUGAAAUGAGAGACACCAGGAGUGACCAGACAUUCAUGACCAGCAGGACACCAGAAGAGGCCAUACUGGUGCUAGUGGAUUCAAGCUCCUCCAUGAAUGAGACAUGCUAUGAUUCCGAUGACAACAUGACACGGUUGGAUGCUGUUAAACAGCUCUUUGAUAACUUUGCAACUAGAAGCAUGGCGUACAAUUUUCAUCAUGUCAUUGGCUUGGUGAAGUUUGACUCAUCAGUUAAAACUCUCCACACAUUUACAGAGAAUUUGGAGACCUUUAAGGAACACGUACACAAUCUGGAGGCCAAUGGAUGCACUGUGCUGUAUGAUGCCUUGAAACGUGGCAUGUCUCAACUGAAACAAGUUGGAGAGCAAUUUCCAGACUGCAGACUUCGCAUCAUAUGUCUCACAGAUGGGAAUGAUGAUGGGUCAAUGACUGAACCAGAUGCUGUCACAACCAAACUGAUGAGCCUGAACAUUGUUGUUGAUGCCAUCAUUGUUGGAAAGGUGGACAACAACAUGCUGAAUGGAAUCAGCAAUGCAACAGGAGGGUGUUGUUUUAAACCAGAGACGAGUAAAGCUGGUCUGAAGCUCUUUGAAAUGGAAACUGUUCUGUCUUUGGAGAUGAGGAAGCUGAAGAAGAAAUUGGAUCCAUCCUACAUUAAGAACGAGAGCAUUCUAGUUGCUCUCUUCGCCAACCGAGGUUAUGACGAGAAGCCAGAGGUUGCUCUGCCAAGUCAACUAAACGAUAAAGUGACCUUAACAGAGAAUUCAUUGAAAAAGAACAUAAAAGAAUCCAAGAGCAGACUCUUUUUGGAGAAGGACAAACGCAUUCUAGAAGAGCUGAAGAGCCUGCACUGUGACCCACAUCCAUUCUGCACAGUUUUGCCGUCAGAGUCAGACUUUACGUUUUGGAAGAUUCUCAUGCAAGGCCCUCCUGAUACACCUUAUGAGGAUGGAGUCUUUGAGCUGUACUGUCAGUUGGGAGCUGACUACCCCGUCAAACCUCCACAUGUGCGCUUUGUCACACCUGUGUACCACUGCAACAUAAACAGUGUGGGUCGUAUCUGCCACAACAUAUUUGACCGCAGCUACAACGCUCACAUAACCAUGAGAGAGAUCUUGGAUGCUGUAUAUGGACUGCUCAUUGUCCCUGAACCUGAUGAUCCACUGGACAGUAUUUUGGCAGAGGAAUACCUGACCAGCAGAGAAAAGUAUGAAGAAGAAGCCAAGAAGAACACAGAGGAAGUUGCAGGCCAAUCAAUGGAUGACAUGGAGAAGAAAUUGGUGGGUGAAGAGUUGACUGAGAAGUUUAUUCCUCCACAUCUGAUUUGUCCACUAACCAAAAAGAUGUUUGUUGAUCCAGUGAUGACCAAAUAUGGAACAAUCUAUGAGCGAAAAGCGAUUGAUAAUCAUAUAAAAACGUACAGGAUAGCGACUGAUCCAAAAACAAAAAGAUUCCUGAGAAGAACUGACUGCAAGCCACACCCAGACAUGAAGAAAAUGGCAAAGGACUAUCGCGAACAGCAGAUUCUGGAAAAUAGUGAUUAAAACACAAUAUUAUAGCCAAAUGUGUGUUCAAAUAAUGUUAAUGAUGGCGAUGAAAGUGGUACCCAUUGGGUUAUUGAAGUAUGAUAAAAUGUAAAUGUUAUUCAUUGAUUUCUGUACUGACAUUUUCUAGAGGGCUUUUAUGUUCUGAGGGGUUGAAUCUACACACUUUAUGUGUAGCUAAUAUGAGACAAUCAGUGGUCAUUUCCUGUUACUCUGUUAUAAUUUUUUUAUGUACAUUUUUUUUGUCACAGUUUCCCAGGAGAUUCCCAAUGUCUUGAUAGAGUGAUGUGGGUUACUUUUAAAUGCUGUUAAGGAAAUUCAAUGUGUGAGAUUAGUCGAAGGCCCACAAUGAUGGUGGUGUUUUCUUUUCAGGAGUUUACUCUAAUGAAACUUAACACAAUGAUUUAAAUAAUUAUUUGAUAUAAAUUAACACAAGAUAAUAAUUUUUAAUGGUUAUUAUCCUAUUAUUGAAGUAUUUCUGAUUGUUCAGUUAUCAAAUAUUCACAAUAUGCCCUGUCAGUUGAAGUUGUAUGUCAACCUUGCCACUCGGUACCUUGACUAAGACUGACACAGUUGUUGGUUUAGUGCAGCGGCUCUCAACCUUUUUUGGUGACUGAACCCCAAUCACAUUGUGCUCUGCCAAAGUAACCCCCCCCCCCCCCUUUUUUUUUUUGUUCUGCCACUUGGUGGCGCUGUGUGGCAACUAUAUCACUUCAUGGCCAUUUACCAGAGUUCUCUGUUAACACGUGAGACAAUCAGUUGUGGGAAAAGUACCCAAUUGUCACGCUUGAGUUAAAGUAUAGAUACCUUAAUAGAAAGUUACUCAAGUAAAAGUCACCAAUAAAAUACUACUUGAGUAAAAGUCUAACAAUAUUUGGUUUAAAAUAUACUUAAAUAUCAAAAGUAAAUGUAAUUGCUAAAAUACACUUAAGUAUCAAAAGUAAAAGUAUAAAUCAUUUCAAAUUCCAUAUAUUAAGCAAAGCAGUCGGCACCAUUUUCUUGUUUUUAAAGUGUACUGAUAGCCAGGGGCACACUCAGACAUUAUUUACAAAAGAUGCAUUUGUGUUUAGUGAGUCCGCCAGACCAUAGGCGGUAGUGUUCUCUUGAUAAGUGUGUGAAUUUCACAAUUUCCUGUCCUGCUAAGCAUUCAAAAUGUAAAGAGUACUUUGGGUUGUCAGGGAAAAUGUAUGGAGUAAAAAAGUACAAUAUUUUCUUUAGGAAUGUAGUGAAUUAAAAGUUGCCAAAUAUCAAUAGUAAAGUACAGAUACCACAAAAAACUACUUUAAAGUGUUUUUAGUACUUUACACCACUGGAGACAAUCAAUCACUCCUUGUUGUGGAGAAGUGUAAAUAAAACUAUAAUGCAACUGAAGAGAUCGUUAUAGAAAUGACAAGUUCUUAUCUUUGGUGUUAUCUUUGGUGAAAAGAUAGGCCUAUAUACAUUUUAUCACGGUCAGUUUUACAUUUGUGUGUGUGUUCCUAAUCUUAGACAAGUGUUGAGGCCCGUGCACAUGCUCUCACAAAAAUUUGAUGAGGUGUUGAAAAACAGUUCACACCAGGAUGGGUUCAUUUAGAAUUCACAAUGAUGAAAUCUCUACUGGAUGAAGACAUUCAAUGAUAUGCUGUUAAUGAAGACAUUCAAUUAUAUACUGUUACUGAAGACAUUCAAUUAUAUACUGUUACUGAAGACAUUAAAUUAUAUACUGUUAAUGAAGACAUUAAAUUAUAUACUGUUAAUGAAGACAUUCAAUUAUAUACUGUUAAUUAAGACAUUAAAUUAUAUACUGUUAAUGAAGAUAUGAAAUUAUAUACUGUUAAUGAAGACAUUCAAUGAUAUACUGUUAAUGAAGACAUUCAAUUAUAUGCUGUUAAUGAAGAUAUGAAAUUAUAUACUGUUAAUGAAGAUAUUCAAUGAUAUGCUGUUAAUGAAGAUAUGAAAUUAUAUACUGUUAAUGAAGACAUGAAGUGAUAUACUGUUAAUGAAGACAUUCAAUUAUAUGCUGUUAAUGAAGAUAUGAAAUUAUAUACUGUUAAUGAAGAUAUUCAAUGAUAUGCUGUUAAUGAAGAUAUGAAAUUAUAUACUGUUAAUGAAGACAUGAA
Messenger RNA from Oncorhynchus masou masou (cherry salmon), 5509 nucleotides. RefSeq lists its product as uncharacterized. The record is from RefSeq and is a predicted model, not a curated record. Bases 153 to 3410 code for a protein of 1085 amino acids. Lineage: Eukaryota; Metazoa; Chordata; Actinopteri; Salmoniformes; Salmonidae. Gene Ontology annotation, cellular component: nucleus. Gene Ontology annotation, molecular function: ubiquitin conjugating enzyme activity. The transcript has 26 exons. Gene Ontology annotation, biological process: protein K48-linked ubiquitination.